AUGGAAAUGACAGAGGAGGACAGAAAAUGUUUGGAGGAGAGGAAAUAUUGGUGUUUCUUACUAAGCAGGUAAAAUUAAAGAAGUUACAAAAAAACCAGUUCAGCAGUAUAAUUUCAGUAUAACAACAUUCUGCGCAUCAAUGAUUCUCGUAGUUAUAUGGCGGGUUGUCACUCAUCUCUGCUGUCAGAGAAGAGAACGAGAGUUCGUGGAACCUGUUCACGAUGCCGUUCAAAUUCAGAUGAACGGAAAACAUGGAACAACUGGAGAAGCGGAUCCAUUCCUGAAACAACAAGAGGAGAAACAUCUGGGAUGGAUGACUGAAGUAUAGUGACUCUUUUUUUCGAUACAAUUCCCGAAAUACUCCUUUUGAUCUUAAUUUGUUGCGGCACGAAAUUGGGCAGAGCUUGUUAUUUUUAGGAUUCUAUAGCGAUGCAGCUUUACAGAAGUAUUCGGGACCGCAGGGGAAGUUUUUCCUGUUUCUGAAUCAGAACCCUUUCAUUUUUGGUAGCCGCUCUGUAUAUCACCUAUUCUUGUCAAUGCAUGGCUCAUUCCUUUUCUAACUUCAUUGAUUUAUGUAAUUCUGCUUGAAGUCCAGGCUGAAACACACAUCUUUUUUUUACACUGCCGGCCACUGUUGUUUCCCGGGUCUAUUCUCUCACGUAUUUAACGGUGAUAAGACUGUGAUCUGUUUUGGACAGUGAUUCAGAGAGUGUGUUUCUUUUAGCUCUGCCUCCACCCAAAUGUAUUCAUGUAAAAAGUUUUUCAGGCGAAAGACUGGGCAGGCGAACUGAUUUCCGGUCAAAGUCUAACUGGGAGGUUCCUUGUAUUACUGGUCUUUAUUCUUUCCAUCGGAUCGUUAAUUAUUUAUUUCUAUGAUGCUAGCUUGUAAGUUACAUAUCUAAAAAGAUAUCUGGGAUUGAUUACAUACUUCAGUCAAAAUUUUCAAGUGGAAACUUGUAUACCAUGGCAAGACAGUCCUUCUCAACAGAUCGAUUUAGGAUUCAACAUAUUCUUCCUGGUCUACUUUUUUAUAAGGGUUCGUGAUUCACAGGUGGUAAUCGCCCUCCAUUAUAUUAAACAAUACUUCUGAAUCUGAUCCCGCCACUGGGCCGCCAGCUAACGCUCGGAAAUCUGAAAACAGUUUGAAAAUUAACGUGUUCAUUUCUUGACUACGCGGCACUUCCCACCAAAGUCAUUUUUUACCAGUAACGUUUCAUACCAGAGCGACAUUUCAUGCAAAUGACAGUUCACACCCUUGACCUUUCAUACCAACUUUUGAAUAAUUUUUGAGUUUUUGUACGGACCUGGUUGAUAUGAAAUGUCACGGGCAUGAAUCGUUAUUGGUUUGAAACGUCUCGAAAUAGUGUUUCAUUGAAUAAGAAUGAUGAUUUUCAGUUCAUUGCCGCGUCUGAUAAAGUAUGGUUUCUUCUAGAAAUGUACAGUUGGAUCGACUUUUUCACGAUUCCACCGAGCUUUGUAGCAAUUUAUUUGCAGAGGAACUGGUUAGGUAGGAUAUGCUUGAAAAUUACUAUUUCAGUGUUACAUUUCAGGAUUUCGUUUCCUCCGUGCACUUCGGUUGAUGACGGUCCCAGAUAUUCUUCAAUACUUGAAUAUUCUGAAAACGUCCAGUUCGAUUCGCCUGACUCAACUCGUUACCAUCUUCGUAGCCGUUUGUUUGACUGGAGCGGGACUGGUUCAUUUACUGGAAAACUCCGGCGACUUUUUCAAAGGAUUUAUCAAUCCGCAUAGGAUAACCUAUGCAGACUCAGUAUACUUUGUCCUGGUUACCAUGUCGACAGUGGGAUACGGUGACAUCUAUUGUACAACACUUUGUGGAAGACUUUUUAUGAUCUUCUUUAUUCUGUUUGGUUUGGUGAGUUUCAUAAACCUCUUACGUUAUAUUUGUGAUAUACCUCUCUCUCUCUCUCUCUCGCUCUCUAACUCUUUUUAGGCUAUGUUUGCAAGCUAUGUACCAGAAAUAGCAGAUUUGAUUGGUAACCGGCAGAAGUAUGGAGGAGAAUACAAAGGGGAACAUGGAAAGAAACACAUUGUCGUGUGUGGCCACAUCACGUACGACUCCGUUUCCCAUUUUCUUCAAGAUUUCCUCCAUGAAGAUCGUGAUGACGUGGACGUGGAAGUCGUUUUCUUACACAGAGUUGUUCCGGAUUUGGAGUUAGAAGGUCUAUUCAAACGGCAUUUUACAAAAGUUGAAUUCUUCACCGGUACUGUAAUGGAUUCUUUAGAUCUGAGUAGAGUGAAAGUGAGUUUGUGCCUGCAUGGUCUGGAAAUAGCUGAUUUUAUCUCUUAGAUUGGUGAUGCUGAUGCCUGUUUGGUCUUGGCAAAUAAGUACAGUACCAAUCCUGACGCAGAAGAUGCAGCCAACAUAAUGCGAGUGAUUUCCAUCAAAAACUAUUCAUCGGAUAUUCGAGUAAUCGUCCAACUGAUGCAAUAUCACAACAAAGCUUACCUUCUAAACAUUCCAUCAUGGGAUUGGAGACGUGGUGAUGAUGUCAUAUGCUUGGCAGAACUGAAACUAGGAUUCAUCGCACAGUCGUGUCUGGCACCUGGGUUUUCAACCAUGAUGGCGAACUUAUUUGCUAUGCGUUCGUUCAAAACGGUACGCUUUCGUAUUUACAUGUUUUAAUACGUGUGUAAUUGUCUAAUCAAUAUUUAAUUCUAAUUCUGUGCAUGUGAAUUCCUUUCCAGUCACCUCACACACCAUCAUGGUUGAAUGACUACUUACGUGGUGCUGGAAUGGAGAUGUAUACCGAACGUUUGAGUCCGGCAUUUGUUAACAUGUCAUUCCCAGAGGCCGCGAAGUGAGUUUUCAAAUACUAAUAGUAUUGUUUUCAUUCACAAGUGUUCUCAAAAUCUACUAAAAAAAACUUAUUUCACAAAAAGAACUGCUUUACCACUCAGUCCCGUAAACUUUAAAAACGUAUUUUUGUCACAGCACCGCACGCUUUCAUCAAGCAAUGUGUAGAAUAUUAUGAAUAUCCAGUUUUAGUCACAAACCACACCGGAUUGGCUGAACCUCUAUCUUUGCGGGGCAGGCAUGGAAAUGUACACCGACACUUUGUCUCAUUCAUUUGUAGGGAUGACGUUUCCAGAAGCGGUCGAGUAAGCCAAGGGUGCCUUUUCCACUCACAACUCAUUGAGACAGCUUCCAUUCCUAACAUCUGAACUCUAACAAUGUUGCCUAACACUAAAAUGUAUUCUUCGAAUCUAACAGUAAUUUUUCAGCCUACUUUUUAAUCGACUUGGUCUUCUGUUGUUAGCAAUAGAGCUGAAAGACGAAGAAAACAAGGAGUGCAAUAUUGCCAUAAACCCAGGCCCGAAUAUUGUGAUUCAACCUCAGACUCAAGGGUUCUUCAUAGCUCAGAGUGCUGAUGAAGUCAAGAGAGCAUUCUUUUGGUGCAAACAGUGUCAUGACGAUAUCAAAGAUGUUUCUCUCAUCAAAAAGUGCAAAUGCAAAAACUGUAAGCAUUUAGUUUUCAACCACUGCAGGACUUUUUCUUUUAGUGGCUCUGUUCCGACGGAAUACGAAGCACUCAACCAGCGCACGAGGUAGUUUAUUUUCACCCAAAAAAUGUCGAUCACUUAUCGACAGUCCGCACAUUUUUUGUUGAUCGACAUUACUUUCGUCGAUCAUGAGACUUCGAUAAUCGACCCAAAAUUAUGUCGAUUAUCGUGUCACGUCACUCUAUACAGAAAUGGCGCUCUGUUGAGAAGCUUUUUUUGCAGUGCAAAUUGAGCGACCUCGGGGCCGAGUUUGAAAAGUAAUACCAUGUUUUCAGUUGAAAAUUACUUCGCGGCCUAGAAAUUCGGUCAGAGAGCGCCAUUUCUGUGAGAUGCCCCUAUAAUACUUUUAUGUUGCUAAGAUGAUCUGUUGGCUUAUUAACAAAAAAACCAGGGUUGUUCAAAGAGGUUUUCGAGGCCCGGCUAAUGGGGCUAUUCAGCGUAUGUUUGUUUUCCGUUUGUUUUCGUUUUUUUCACAUCGCUGAAUUGGAUUUUUGACAUAAAAAACUAAAAAAAAAACGGAAAAAAAUCUUUUUUUUCUCACAGCCUGAAUAACCCCAUAAGCCCAAAAAGUAUUUUACCCCGUUCAGGAUUUAGCAAGGCCUUGCAAGGCUAGACCUACUGAAAAUUGAACACUUAAACAGAAAUUGCAGACUAUUCGGAUUUUGAUGCUCUUUUCUAUCAAAACGAUGGUAAUUGAAAUAGUUUAUCAGUCGUUUAAAAAUUCGUGAUGUGCUAAAAUUCGUGAUGUGCUAGUUUAGUCUGGCGGCACACUCAAAAAAAGAAGUUUAAUCGCCAUUUCUAAAUAUUAUGGGUUAUUCAAACUAUGGUUUUUCAAACUAUGGUUCAAACUAUGGUUCGAACUAUGGUUCUUACUUCAAAAAACAAAAUGCAGCGAAAAAAAAAUUCGGAAUGGAAAAACAUUCUCUGAAUAACCCCUUUAGUUACUGUAUCCCUCCCCUAUAGCUUAGCAUGUUUGUAACUAUUGGUGAAAUCGUUGCUUACGUUUUUUCGAUGGUUUAAUUGUUUAUUUUUCAAAUUUGCCCGUAAUGUGUUGCUUUUCAGCUCGCACAUCUGAUGUGCUCCAGCAACUUCAGCAUCAGUCGCAUCCAACCCAAGUUGGCCACGUCGGACAACAAAUUCAACUUCGGCUUAUUAAUCAACAGAGGUACUGUCAUGUUUUUUGAAAGAAAAUAUAUAAUUAUCUACAUUUAUUGUUAUCACUUUUUCAAAAACCAUUUCAGUUCGACCAGUGAUACUCAUCUCAACACGAAAUCUCUUCGAUUUGCUUAUGAAAUCAAAAAGCUAAUGUAAAUGUGUCAACUGAUUUUCCUCUAGCCGUGUACCUCCAUAGUGAUUCACUGAGGCUCGGUUUUGAGCUAUUCAAAACCAUGAGUUGGUAGAAAACAAUCAUCACUAGUUAGAUAUUAUGGGAGCAUGCGAUACGGGGUUCCGAAAACUACGCGGCCUAAUUAAUUCAUAUUUUCCCGCCACUCACACUUUUGUACUUUGGCAGCCACCUUUUUUCAGUUGAAAUUUGAAAAAUAGCCCCGCGCCAACCGCGCCACAGCGAGCGCGUGUGAUGUCGUUAGAACGCGCUUGCUCACGUCGUCUUCGGAACGCCGUAGUGCAUUUGCAAAUUCGCUCUGUUGUAAAAUCAUUUUCGGCAGCAAUCCCAGGGGCCGAGUUUUUCCGACGCGAAAUAAUUUUCUAAUGUUUUAAAUAGAAAAAAACAACCUCCCUCCCCUUUUUUGUUUAUCGGGGCAAAAAAACUCGGUCCGAGAUCGUUUCAGUUUUAUGUGCAGAAGGAGAUUCUCAACAGAGCGGAUUUGUAGUGAAACGCCUUCAAAUAUUUUGCCUAAGAUUCACUUGCUCUUUUUCUAGAAUGCACGCAGAAAAAAUUGAAAAAAUCAGCGCUAAUUUUCCAUUAGAAUCUCAAUAUUCAUUCAUUUUGCUAAAUCUGUUCGAGGCCAUGAAUGAAUGAGAUGUUAUUAGAAGUUUUUACAGUCAUUUCUGGAAAAUCUCUUUAUCCAAAGUGAAAUCACUAUAGUUUUUAGGAUGUUUUCUUUGCAUGUUUACGCCCCUGCUACUAUUUUCCUUUAUGUUCUGUUGAUCACCCUUUCCACAACUUUCCCAUUGAUCACACGCUUUCCUAAUUUCAUCCUAUUUUCGUAACGUUUUUUUCAGGCCAUCUUCCGGAGGACGUCGAAACUCGAUGAGUAUUCCGCCCGAUGGAAGAGGGGUUGAUUUCAGCAAAGACUUCGAACAGCAAGUACCCAUUAGUCAAAAAAUAAUAGAUUAUAAGAAAUGCGUUCCAGUUCCAAGACAUGAAAUAUGACAGCACUGGAAUGUUCCACUGGUGUCCGAGUCGAAAUCUGGAGGAUUGCGUGUUGGAGCGUCAUCAAGCGGCUAUGACAGUUCUCAAUGGGCACGUUGUCGUUUGUUUGUUUGCCGACAGAGACUCACCUUUAAUUGGACUUCGAAACUUUAUAAUGCCACUCCGUUCUUCAAAUUUCCACUAUCACGAGCUGAAACACGUUGUCAUUGUCGGCGAUUUGGAAUAUUUAAGAAAAGAGUGGAAAACGUUGUACAAUUUGCCGAAGAUUUCGAUCUUGAAUGUGAGUUGCCUGGUCUACUGAAAACAUGCAGGAGGCACCGUGAGGUGGCAUCUAGCUUUAGUCUCAUAAAGGACAACAAAAAUUCUCACAGGGUGCAUCACUUGUGACACUGAGACUUUUCCUAUAGAAAAAGUCGCUCUCUCACAUAGGCUGGUCGAACAGACGCCUGAAAAAACAGGCCUACUCUCACAUUAUAUUCUCACUGUUGUGACAACAUUAGAUUCCAGUAAUUCGUGAUCAUCAUUUACAGGGUUCGCCUCUCUCGAGAGCAGAUCUUCGCGCGGUGAAUAUAAACCUAUGUGAUAUGUGUGUUAUCAUCUCAGCUAGAGUUCCAAACACCGAAGACACGACUUUGGCAGACAAAGAGGCUAUCCUAGCUUCGCUGAACAUCAAAGCGAUGCAAUUUGACGACACGCUUGGUUUUUUUCCGAUGCGACACACUGUCGGAGAUCGCAGCCCUCUGGGAAGCCCUAUAUCGAUGCAAAAAAAGGGCGCCAAGUUCGGAACAAAUGUUCCAAUGAUAACUGAACUAGGUUUACUAACAAUACCUAUGUAUACAACAAACAGUCAGUUAUUUCAGUCAACGAUUCAAAUGUUCAAUUCCUUGAUCAAGAUGACGAUGAUGAUCCAGAUACUGAACUGUACUUAACUCAGCCAUUUGCAUGUGGAACAGCAUUUGCAAUUUCCGUACUGGACUCUCUUAUGAGUACUGUAAGUUAAUCAUCAAAACCUUUACUAGUAUCCUAACUUCAACAUUAUUAAAGACGUACUUCAACGACUCUGCUCUGACUCUGAUUAGAACUUUAGUAACAGGAGGAGCAACCCCAGAGUUGGAGCUGAUUUUGGCAGAAGGAGCUGGUCUCCGUGGUGGGUACAGUACCCCCGAAACUUUGUCAAACAGAGAUCGGUGUAGGAUAGCUCAGAUAUCUCUACAAGACAGUCCGUAUGAAGGUGUUAGUGUAAGGAACUUCAACUUAAUCCCAAUACAGAAUUCAUCAAUUCAGCAUAAUACUACGUACGGAGCAAUGUUUACAAUUGCCCUUCGUAGAUAUGGUCAGCUUUGUAUAGGCUUGUACAGGUUACACGAUCAGGAUAAUCCAGAUUCCAUGAAAAGAUAUGUUAUUACUAAUCCACCUGCAGAGUUAAGAAUCAAGAGUACUGAUUAUGUAUGUUUAACUCAACAUAAGACAAACAAAACAAUACAUUUCAGGUCUAUGUUCUCGAACAGUUUGAUCCCGGGCUCGAAUACGAACCUGGCAAGAGACAGUUUUAG
Molecule: messenger RNA, 7410 nt
Organism: Caenorhabditis sp. 36 PRJEB53466
Lineage: Eukaryota; Metazoa; Nematoda; Chromadorea; Rhabditida; Rhabditidae
Source: the annotation of a GenBank genome assembly